UGGCAUAAUAUUGGGCUUUUUGGAUAAUAUAGCAUUCUGGCACGGUCAUUGUUAUCAACAUGUGCUAGCAGUUUGAAUGUACUGUGGUGCAAACGUGUUAUUUAAGUGAUUAGGACCAAUAGAAAAUUUAAUUCGGGGUUUAUUACAAAUACACAUUCUACUGUCUGUGGGAAACCCUAAGACUGCUGCUAGUAGCUUAAUGGAGUACAUCAACUGUUUGUUUAUCAACCAGAAUAUUUCAGGGCAAAACAAUGGCUGAGAAAUAGCAGGGUGACUUAAUGUUUAGGUUCAGUUUUAGACUGGGAGCUCAGAAGGGACAUUUGUAGUAAAACAGUGACUCUCAGGGGGUGCUUCGGUUUGUGUAAAGAUGACACUGCAGUUUCAAAUCAGAUAUACAUGCAAGGAAACUCCUGACAGUAAAUGUGGGGGUAACUUCUCUUUGAGCUCUUGUGUUUUAUGACUUCCAUAUUAAAUUUAUGUCACCUUUUUUUUGGUUUCCAUAUAAUAUUGAACAAGCACAUCGAGAUUUUGGCUACAACUUAAUUGUAAGGUUCUCUCAAUUAAGUUCGAUUUAGGGUGUGCCCAUCUCAAUAGUACCUCAGUAGCUUGGGGGGGGUGACACUUCAGCUGACAGGUGCCCAGAGGAUAAAGGCUCUUUAUCACAUAAUAUGCAGCUCAACAUAGAACCCUAUAAAAACGCUGCAAACGAGCAUAGUCCGUUCACAAGCUAAAAUAAACAAAUACACCCAUCUAUAUAGACGUAUACUGUUAUCUUGCCUAGCUCCAAAUGAAACAAUGCAGUCUUAAUUUUAUAUUGGUGUUGUGUCUACAUGUAUAUCAUAUUCUCAUGGAAGAAUGGUAUGGUAUACAGUAUGGCUGUGAUACUGUACAUUAAGCCCCUUACAUGUUCAUGUUACAAAAUAAAUACAUUAAAUUGUAAAAUAUAUGAAUCUGUUUCUAGGUAGGCCUAAUGCUUAUAAAUAACUAAACUUUUGGGGUUUUCUUUUACUUUAAUUGAGGAGAGAUUAUUACUUCCUGUGGUCCAUACGUGCAGUGACACUUACAUUUUCGGAGAUCACAUGGUGGUCUACUUUAUCAUGACACUAAUAGGUCUAAAUUUGUAUUUACAGUUUGUUGCAGAUGUAUGUUGUAUCUGUCUAAAUACGUCUCACAUUUACACAAAUGACCAAGUUAGCAUAAAGGAUCCACCAUAUCCUCAAAAUGGACGAACUUUGCCCAGCAUUUUAUUGCCAUACAAACUAGCUACAAAGUAGUAACAUGAAUGGAAAAAGUGGGAGCUAAGGUUUAGCAGUUGUCAUGGUUAACAUAGCCACCUUUACAUUACAUCUUACUUGCAUCAUACUUUGCUUUUCUGUGGUGAUCAGCUAACUGUCUGAUUUUGUCACUAUAUUGCAAUCAAGAAGUAAUUGAUAGUUCCAUUUUUGUGCCUGUGAUCAGCUUCUCAAGUCUGUGCUGUCCUGAGGGAGACGGAUGGCCGCAGUUUGAUGCCGGAGCAGCAGGUGGAGUUGUGGAACCAGCUGUACAUAAUGCUAGAGUGUUUGACGGAGCUGAAUACCGAGGUGGCUGACCUGAGGAAGGGUCUUGAGAGAAUUGUUGUGCAGAUAGUAAAAGAAGUCAAACACACUACUGCAAAUGCAGAGUCCGAUUGCAAUGGAGAGAUGGACAAAGAGACUGACAGGGAUACUGAGGAUGAUGAGGACGAGAGUUGUGCCACGGUGAAGGCGGUCGGGUGGGAAUCCCUCAGCCUGGAUGAUGAGGACCCCAUCGCCCAGCUGACCACGGAGCUGCCUGAUGAUGAGUUCAUUCCUCCUGCUGGAGACAAGCGACAGGCUCCACUUGGGGACCAACCAGAACCACACCGAGGGGUUCCAGCUGUUGCAAAGCAACAAGCCCAUGGUCAGUGUGCCCAUGGCACUCUUGGUACAAAGAGAAGAAAGAAUUUCUGUGGUGGGGGGCCCGUUCCUACAAAGACAUGUAUGAGAUCACUGAAGACAAAGACGAGAAGCAAUCCUACGCAGAACAAGGGAGAAAAGAGGCAGAAGCAGCUCUCCAGAGAGAUGACCAGUGUGCCGAGUGCCACAAGUGGUUUGCGGUAUUUGACGGGCCUCACGUCUCACUAUGAGAGCAUGCAUGGGCGCCUCAAGAGUGGCUACAUUUUUAAGGAACACAUCGAUAAGGCAAUCUCCUUGAAGUCCAAUGACCCAAUGUGCUACUAUCUGCUCGGAAGGUGGUGCUAUGAUGUCUCCAGUCUGGGCUGGCUGGAGAGAAAGGCUGCGUCAGCAAUGUGUGAGACCCCUCCCACUGCCACAGUCGACGAGGCCCUGCAGAACUUCCUCAAGACUGAAGAGCUGAGCCCAGGUUAUUCUAAAACUGCAAGGCUGUACAUUGCAAAGUGCUACAAGGAUCUGGGAAACAACUCAGCAGCUCAGCACUUGGCAGAUUUGGCUUCAAAGGUGACCUGUGUCUCAAAUGAGGACAUAAACAACAAAAGCUUGGAAGAAAUGCUAGAAACCCAAAGAGAAUGAGAAGUUUACGUGAUACUUGCAGCAAAGGGUUGGGGAGGGGGGAGGGAUGGAGUUUGGACCUGAAGCGGUUUACCUCCGUACAGGACAGCAGAGGUGUUGGAAUGCAAGACCCUGUAGAAGAGUCACAUUUUGAAAUGUGUCUUGGGAAUGCUUUCUUCCAGGGUCUUCUGUAUUGAACAGAGUGAAUGGUUAAACAAGUGUGUUCAUGUAUUUAAGGGCAACACAAAGGAUAUUGACAAUGACUUUUGUAUGAAGUGCAGGAUUUGAUUAUAUCCUAAUGUAUGUUUUUUUUUUUUUUAACUGCUAUAACACAUUUUAUUUGUUUUAUGAAGGACAUGUUUGUCCUGGUAUUUGCAUGUUAAAUAUAAAAUAGACAAACAAACGUAUUGUUUUAGAAAUCAUUCCUUUUUUUAUCCUAAUUGAAUGCAGUGAGUAUGCAUAGUAACUGCAGCCAAUUCAAUUAACUUUUAGCUUGAGAAAAUAUAUACUUCAGUAAAUUAUAAAAUCAUGCAGUGUUUUUGGCUCACUAUGUGUUUCAAGUUUAAUUUUUUAUUUUCCUAAAAAAAAAAAAAAAAAAAGAAACCUUUUCCUAGCUAACAGUAAAUUGGCUAAUAUACUUGAUGCAACCUCACUGUAAUUAUGUAUAUUGACCAGGUGGGUACUGCUAGGGUUAGACAGGAUGAAACUGUUUUAGCACAGGGGUUUUAAUUAUUAUCUAAACAGUCUUUUGUUCAUUCAGAAUGAUGGUUAGACAGGGUGUUGCCUCUGACUAAACACCGUUGUGAUAUUUCAGUAUAUCACAACACCCUGGACUAGAACAAUUUGAUUAUGAAGUGGCGUUUAUCAUUGCUACUUACAAAUACACUAAUUAGGCACUUAAACUCUUGAUUUUAAUUUGUGUGUCCAUCCACUGUUUGCAUCAGGUGAGCAUCGCUGUGUGUCUGUGUGAGAGAAGUACAAAUAGUAAUAACUAUUGAUCCCAUUUAUUUGUAUAUUUAAUAUAUUUUACUUUACUGGAGAGUAGUGCAUUGAUUAUUGACAGAUUAUUAAUGAAUGUUGUAAUGUUAUUGGAAGAGGACGGUGCAAAUGUUUGUGUAGAGGCAGGAGUUAGCCUCUGCUUUUUUCUUUGCUUGCAGAUUCAUAUUUGUUAUUCAUAUUUUCUGAUGUAGCUUCAGCCUUGGUGAUAUUGGGAAAUGUUUCAAGGGGUGGAAAGUGUGAUUGACCAAUCAGAGAACAGCAUCUGUGCCUGCUGUUUUAUUAUUCUGUUUUAGGAACAGGUUCACCACUGGUGUAUUGUGUUUCAAAGUGGUGGGAUUCAAUAUUAACGUUGUAUUUGUAUCAAAAUGAUCAACUAUAGCUUUGGUGGUCAAUAACAUUUUUGGCCCAUGAUA
Messenger RNA from Polyodon spathula (Mississippi paddlefish), 3937 nucleotides. Its product is annotated as regulator of microtubule dynamics protein 3-like. Bases 1506 to 2546 code for a protein of 346 amino acids. The record is from RefSeq and is a predicted model, not a curated record. Gene Ontology annotation, cellular component: spindle microtubule; cytoplasm; mitotic spindle pole. The transcript has 10 exons. Gene Ontology annotation, molecular function: microtubule binding. Lineage: Eukaryota; Metazoa; Chordata; Actinopteri; Acipenseriformes; Polyodontidae.